AUGGAGAUAGUUCACAUCAACAACCCGUGGCAGAUCAGCCAGGUGCCGGUAUACAUCAGAGUGCUGGACGUCAACGACAAUGCUCCAACAUUUGCCACCAAUUAUGAGACGUUUAUGUGUGAGAACGCGAAGGCUAAUCAGGUUGGUUCUUACCAAACACUGGGCCGUCGUCAUGUGAUCGUGGUGCUGUUCGCUGCACUGAGGAGGCAGAGGAAGAAGAAGCCUCUGAUCAUCUCCAAAGAGGAUGUCAGAGACAACGUCGUCAACUACAACGACGAGGGCGGUGGCAAGGAGGACACCCAGGCCUUCGAUAUCGGCACACUGCGAAACCCGGAGGCCAUUGAGGAGCGCAAACAGCGACGGGACAUCGUGCCCGAGACCUUCUACCCUCCGGUCCGACGGCCAGUUCUGCCCCCGACCCAGGACAAUAACGGGGACGUGAGGGACUUCAUCAACCAGAGGCUCCAGGAAAACGACAGUGACCCGACGGCGCCGCCUUAUGACUCCCUCUCCACCUACGCCUACGAGGGCAACGGCUCGGUGGCAGAGUCCCUUAACUCCCUGGAGUCGGUGACUACCGAGGGCGACCAGGACUACAACUACCUGAGCGAGUGGGGGCCGCGGUUUAAGAAAUUGGCAGACAUGUAUAGGGGCGACGACAGCGACAGGGAUUCCUAACGAGAACCUCGGCAAGCAGACAAGGAAGUAAUGUAGAAAACUUUCAGGCAGUUCUGGUGCAUGUGCGGUGGGUUAAAGGACAGAGGAAAGAGCUUGGUUUUGUCCAAAGCGCUCUUUCGCCGCCUUCGACCACCAUUCAUUGUCCCUCCGGUGACAAGACGUAGGUUUUGUGUGUCCAGUCCGUGUUAGUUGCGUUUUUGCGAGGGCACAGUAAAAAGAGACUUUGUGUCGAGACUUUUUUUGUGUGUGGAUAUGGGGUGUACACGAGGCCCAAACAUAUCUAUACUGAUAUUUUUUUGUUUUAGUUUCUUUUGGUUUGUUUUUUUCCAAAGCUGUCUGUGAUGGACACGCUCUACAAGCAGUUUUGUAAACCAACAGAUAUGCCUAUGGACUUUUCAGUGUUUCUGGGACAAAAACAUGCUGCAUAUUGUGAGUUCUAUCUUAGCUUGUGUAUGUACGGUAACAUGAUACGAUACACUGUACAGUUGUUUUGUUUUUCUAGGGAUUUCUAUCUUCCGAACAAUCCCCCCCUUUUCAGCGACGGUUGCCUCACAUUAACCACCGUUGAGUUUGAGCCACGGGAAGAAUCUUGCACCAGAUUGGACAGGAGAGGAGCAAAAAGCGGAAAAUGCUCUUCAAAGUCGCGGUACAGGAUUGUGGGAUUUGUGGCUUCAGAAACGCACCACUUUGUCAUUUUUUCAGCUUCGAGCAUCCGCUGUGAGGUCAGCCCAAAUAGCAAAUAUUUCCUUCUUGAGCUGAAUGUCGUCAGAGCAGGUUUUUGAGAAGUGAAGUACACAGCAGUGUUAUUUUCUACGCUAUAAUAAAUAUUAUAGGCUCAGUUAGAGGAACAUACUGGUCCUGUCAGCCUUUUUUUUUUUGCUCACUUUACCCCACAAAUGUUGGAGGAUCAGUAAGUCGAAUCAGUGCCAAGACGACGCUGCUGAGCUUGAAACUACAGCAUUGAAUUACAUUAGUUACCAUUAAAAUUCAUUAUGCAGUUUUAUUUUCUUCCCCUAAAUGGUUCGUUUUAUCAGUUCAAGUGAUGAAGGGAAAACAGGAUUUGAAUCAGUGCAACAAGCAGCAAACAAGUAUUUCUAAUUUGAUUCUGUCCGUCUGUAAAGUCCAAUAAAUGAAUUAACAGUUGCCUUAAAUUACAAAAUUACAAACUAGAUGUUCUCAUUUUUGGGGUCAGACUUUUCUCAUAAGGAAAUAAAGUAUAAAUGUACCACAUGACCUUCCUUACUUUCAAGUUUUUCUUUAAGAUAAAAUUAAGGUUGGGUAUUGCUUGUAUUUGAUCGAUUCUGCUUAUCGAUUACGGUUCUUACGACAAUCCUACUUUCACAUUAAUGAUGUACUUCAUUAUAAUAUGUUACAGAAGGAGUUUUCCCCGUAUUGAGUACUCUGAGUAACAGUUUCAAUGCAAGACUUCUACGAUGUGGGAUUAGUACUUCUAUCUUUGUCAACACUUAAAAAUCACAUGAAUUAAUGUAGUUACUGUGUUUUUUUACACAGCUGCAACUUAUGAGCCACUAAAACUGAUAAAUUCUAUGUAAAGCCCAAAAUUGAUGCCAACGCUGCAACUACACGAACAGCAGUCUUGUUCUAAAGAAUACAUAAAUUCCAACCUAUUCUCGGCCUCUGAAAGGACUAGAAAGUAGCAUAAUAACAACUAGUGGACUUCACAGUUUGAGAAACUUCGACUGGUGAUUUCAUUCUUAAAUGUUUGCAGUGCGGUUCGUCUUCACCUGAAUCUCAUCCACAGAAAAACAGUCCAUCAUCGUCGUUGACUCAAAGCUCUCACCUGGAGGCGAGGUUCCGACCACUGUUCCCUCUAAACUGCGCGCGUGCGCAAUUGCGCACUGCUGACACGGUCUCCGCGCACAGAAAAUCUGCGCUGCGCACAAAAAAAAAAUCCAACCUAAAUUGUAAAUAAAAUAAACAGGUAACAAUUCAUUCUGUGCUAUUUUUCAGUGUGAGUCAGUGAGUGACGGUGACUGGCUGCUGCAGCCAAUGAUGCGAUUCACAUACGUAUUUACCAUAGACUGUAUAUAAUGGUAUUUACGCAGCUAAUCGUCAGACGUCCUUAUGUGCAGCCACCGUUGUUCUCAUAGAUAUGAAUCAGUAGAUAGGCCACGCCCCAUUAAGCUGCGUGCUACAGCGAGGCUAAGCUAGUGGGGGCAAAGUUUCAGUGCAUUCCGUUGAUGUAGACCGUGUGAAAACGGAAACAAGUAUGCCGUCUCACUGUGCUGCAUACAGUUACACACUGCGUAGUACGAUUGAGACAAGGAAACUUGGAUUGACUUUUCAUAGGUAAGAAUAGUUUUUGGCUCUUUUUUCAUUAUGAAAUCUUGUUGAGAGCUUCCAGUCUAUGAGAGCUAACUAGUUAGCCACUAGCAAAACGCUAAGGCGAGCUAGCAGCUUGACAACCAAAUACCAGACGAUUAAUAGUAGCUGUAGUAUAGUUGUACAAGCAGUAGUAGUAAUACUAAAAGUACAAACAGCAGUAGUAGUAUAAAUAGCUGUUAGAGUCGUAGAAGUAGUAUCAGCAUUUGUAAUAGUAUUACAAGUUGUAGUAGCAGUGCCAGUAUCAGCAGCAGUAGUGUACUACCACCACUACUAGUAGUAGUCCCAUUGCUGUUACUACCACCAAUACUACUAAUAGUAGUUCAAAAGCCUAACUCAUAUAUAUCUAGAUUACCGUCUAUGUUCUUCCUCCAAACCUAUUUUAUGAUUGGGAUUACAGGCAGUUCUUUAGGACUGCUCUCAAAUAAUUGAAAUGUUGCUAAACAAGGUUAUAAUUAUCAAAUUAAAUAGCUCUGGUCUCCAGUAUAUUGGCGAAUUCGGUUCUUUGUACUUAAUUUAUUCGCAUGAUUUCUUUUUAAUAUGUUGUGUACAGACUUAAUUACUUCUCUGUCUACUUUUCUUACUCCAUGUAGGUUUCCCAGAGACUAUGGGUUGAGGAGGAAGUGGAAGUUUGUCGGCUUAGACCUGGUGUCAUUCCAUCAGUGUUAAACUUCCUGGCUCAUCUUUGAAGAGUAUGUGCCAGAAAGACCACGACCAAGCAGCCUUGAGA
Amphiprion ocellaris (clown anemonefish) is the source of this 3751-nucleotide messenger RNA. RefSeq names its product cadherin-6-like. Bases 1 to 678 code for a protein of 225 amino acids. Lineage: Eukaryota; Metazoa; Chordata; Actinopteri; Pomacentridae. Gene Ontology annotation, biological process: homophilic cell-cell adhesion; cell morphogenesis; multicellular organism development. Gene Ontology annotation, molecular function: cadherin binding; calcium ion binding. Gene Ontology annotation, cellular component: catenin complex; adherens junction; plasma membrane. The record is from RefSeq and is a predicted model, not a curated record. The transcript has 3 exons.